AGGAAACGGACUACCAGAAUUGAACUGUUCAGCCAUUCCGUUCCUUUUGCCCUCUUGCGUUUCGCCUCUAGUCUCUCCUCAUUAAGCACAUGAUAAAUACAGACAGGGAUGUUUCGGUUGAGACCUUCAUUUGCGUCUCUGCGUUUUGUUCCUUCUGAGAAAGCUCUCCUCUCGCAGGAGAACAGAAAUUCGCGUCUUUUCUUCUCUGGGUGGUCUUUUGUUCUUCUAGUUUUCUCCUCCUCUCUGGCUGAUAACCGGUGACCUUCUUUUUAAGAGAGCCUGGUCUUGGUUCUGGGAGUAUUGUUUUUAUGUUCUUUGUUUGUCAGAUAAGGAGCAACCAAACCAUAAUCUCAUUGCAGUGCAGACAUCUCUGUCUGCUGUCUUCUUGGUGUUCUUGGUGAGACAGAAAAGCUGAGUUGUUCUUUAGGAAUUGUGUACUAUGGGUAACUGCUGGUUUAAAGGGAACCCAUACUUUAACAGGGUUUCUUCCAAUGCAACAAAAUCAGAAUCACCUAAAAUGCAGAGCCCGUCUGAGAGAAAAGAAAAGGAGGACAGCCUGCUGCCAUCGAACCCAAAAGAGGUGGAAGAACUGAGAAAGGAGUCGGCUCGAAACCCUCUCAUAGCAUUCACAUUUGAGGAGCUCAAGAGAAUAACCAAAAAUUUCAGGCAGGAUUCAUUGCUAGGGGGAGGUGGAUUUGGUAGAGUUUACAAAGGAUAUAUCACUAAUGAUCUUCGCGAAGGAUUAACAAUCGAGGAACCAUUGCGAGUUGCUGUGAAGGUCCAUGAUGGAGAUAAUAGCUACCAGGGACAUAGAGAGUGGCUGGCUGAGGUCAUAUUUCUUGGGCAUCUCUCUCACCCAAAUUUGGUGAAGUUGAUUGGAUAUUGUUGCGAAGAUGACCACAGAGUGCUCGUUUAUGAGUUCAUGCCCCUGGGAAGUGUGGAAUCACACCUAUUUUCAAGGGUAAUGGUGCCACUUCCAUGGUGCACCAGAAUGAAAAUUGCACUCGGUGCAGCAAAAGGACUUGCUUUUCUGCAUGAAGCCGAGAAGCCAGUCAUUUAUCGGGAUUUCAAGACAUCGAAUAUAUUACUUGAUGAGGAAUACAAUGCAAAGCUCUCUGACUUUGGGCUCGCAAAAGAUGGACCAGUUGGCGACAAAUCACAUGUUUCAACUCGAAUCAUGGGCACCUACGGUUAUGCAGCCCCAGAGUACAUCAUGACAGGGCAUCUGACGGCGAUGAGCGACGUGUACAGCUACGGAGUCGUGCUCCUGGAGCUCCUGACGGGGCGUAAAUCGCUGGACAAGUCCAGGCCGGUGAGGGAGCAGACGCUGGCAGACUGGGCACUCCCGGUGCUGACGCAGAAGAAGAAGGUGCUGGGCAUAGUGGACCCCAGGCUCGCCGACGACUACCCGGUGAAGGCGGUUCAGAAGACGGCGAUGCUGGCCUACCACUGCCUCAGCCGCAACCCCAAGGCCAGGCCCCUGAUGCGCGACAUUGUUGCCACCUUGGAGCCUCUCCAGCAGCCGGAGGAGGACGAGAGCUCCGGUUUCAGUUUGGUCAGUGGCACUGGCACCUGAACUGAAGUGUGUGUGUUGUGGGCUUGCAUCUUCUUGUGCAGAGAAACAAAGAUGCCAUGUACUUAACUACAUAAUGUCACCAUGGGUUUGGCUACUGUAGCUAAAUUGGGUGCUUGAUCUGUAGAUAGUAGCUAAUGGAGUUGUUCUGUAUAUGUGAUAUGGUGUCAUUUUAGGUUUGUGUUUGUGUAUCUGGUGUUUGAUACGGGAAGUGGCCUUUUACGC
This is a messenger RNA of Oryza brachyantha (malo sina), 1798 nucleotides long. RefSeq names its product probable serine/threonine-protein kinase PBL16. The coding region runs from base 440 to 1576 and encodes 378 amino acids. NCBI's taxonomy places the organism in Eukaryota, Viridiplantae, Streptophyta, Magnoliopsida, Poales, Poaceae. The transcript is spliced from 6 exons. The record is from RefSeq and is a predicted model, not a curated record. Gene Ontology annotation, molecular function: ATP binding; protein kinase activity. Gene Ontology annotation, biological process: protein phosphorylation.